AUGCUUCUAGCACAGCCUAGUCUUAAGAGAGAGUCUAAUGGUGUCAUAGCGUAUAUAAAUAAAGGUCAGACUGUUGUUACUGCAAUUAAGGAAAUUACUUCACUAAAUGUUACAGGUGAAAUCUAUGACAACAAACUAAGAGAUUCCUAUCUUCAAGUCAAAUGGAAAAACAUUAAAAUCUCAGAUUCAGGAAAAUAUGUUUGUGAAGCUCAUGUUCAAUAUGCAGAAGGAAAAUCUGAGAAGGUCAAUGAAAUGCUGACCAUUACAGUUCUAAGACCAACACUGGAUGACUUGGUGAAUGUAAUACAGAAAUUAAUAGCACAAGCUGAUGAAGACAAAGAAAAUUUACAAGCUAGUAAACAAAAGAUGGAAAACAUUGAGGUAGAUUUGAAUACAAAUAAUCAAAAGAUCCAAAGGAUUAGAGAAGAAGUAGAUACAAAUAAACAAAAUAUUACAAGUAUUAAAGAAGACAUAAAUACAAAUACACAAAAUGUCAAAAGUAUAAAAGUAAAUAUUGAUAGAAAUAUUACAAUGCUUAGAGAAGAGAUAUUGACAAAUAUUCAUGACAUUAAUGAAGACUUGAAUACUUGCAAGCGAAAUAUUGGAAAUAUACGAAUAGAUAUGGAUAUGUAUGCCUCGAUGCUUAAAGACAAAUUAGACAUUAAUACACGAAAUAUCAAAAACUUAGAAGUGGUUAUGGAUACAAAUAAUACUCAAAUUAAAAAAGACAUAAAUAUAAAUAUACAAACAAUCAAACAAAUUAGAGUAGAUAUGGAUACUAACAUUACUAGCUUAAAAAAAACAUUGGACACAAAUACUUUAGAUAUCCAAAACAUAAAAGUAGAUUCGGAUACUAAUAUUACAAGGCUUCAAAAAAACAUGGAUACAAAUACAGGAAAGAUUAAAAUCAUAAAAGUGGAUAUGGAUGCAAAUAUUACAAAGCUUAAAGACAAUUUGGAGACAUACAAACAAAUGAUAAACAAUGUUCAAGAGAAUCUGAGGGCAAUGCUGUCUAACUAUUCAAGUGAUCUAGAAGAGUUAAAAAAACAAAUUCUUGAAGCCCGAGUAAUUGAAACUUUAGCUUCCGGGUUAAAGGUCAUGUGUGACACCAAGACAGACGGCGGUGGAUGGAUCAUCUUUCAAAGAAGAAUCAACGGAAAAGUAGAUUUCUAUAGAGGCUGGAAGGAGUAUCGUGACGGCUUUGGAGAUUACAACAUUGGGGAAUUUUAUCUGGGAAAUGAAAAUAUUUUUAACUUAACUUCUACUGGACAAUAUGAUUUAAGAAUAGAUUUAGAAUUUAACAACAAGACAUACUUUGCGCAGUACGAAAACUUUAAAAUAUUAAGUGAGACUGAGAAAUAUAAACUACAGAUAGGAAAAUAUUCAGGAAAUGCUGGUGAUAGUUUAUCAGAUCAUAAGAACAUGUUCUUUAGUACUUUUGAUAGAGAUAAUGACAUAGACAGUAGAAACUGUGCAGUAGAAAGAUCAGGCGCCUGGUGGUACAAUCAUUGCACUUCUUCCAAUCUAAACGGGAAAUGGGAAAAUGAUACGCAUGCUAAAAGACUGCACUGGUAUAGUCUACCUGGAUCUCACAGAAUUUCAUUAAGCGAGAUGAAAAUAAGAGAAAGAAAAUAAAACUCACAUUUUAAUAAAUGCCUA
Biomphalaria glabrata is the source of this 1659-nucleotide messenger RNA. RefSeq names its product fibroleukin-like. The coding region runs from base 1 to 1635 and encodes 544 amino acids. The record is from RefSeq and is a predicted model, not a curated record. The transcript is spliced from 3 exons. NCBI's taxonomy places the organism in Eukaryota, Metazoa, Mollusca, Gastropoda, Planorbidae.